Molecule: messenger RNA, 2190 nt
Organism: Trichosporon asahii var. asahii CBS 2479
Lineage: Eukaryota; Fungi; Basidiomycota; Tremellomycetes; Trichosporonales; Trichosporonaceae
Exons: 3
Coding region: 1-2190 (729 amino acids)
Source: RefSeq, a predicted model, not a curated record
AUGGACACUAAGGCUGCUCCUAGUGCACCACUCUCGGCGCCUCCUCUUCCUCCUUUGCCCUCUUCCUAUCGCACAGCACGCACCAACCGCACCCAACAGGCUUCGCGCUCCUGCUCUCGACCCGAAAGUAACAAUGUCCCUGAUCCAGCACCGACCCGUUCCCCUCGCUCGCCCAGGACCUCAGACGUGCCCUUGAAGAUGAUUGUCAACCCGCGCCCGAGUUUGAAAUCCCAACAACAACAUCGACCUCCGACUCACGCUCCUCCGAGCUCUUUCCGUGACUCCCCCACCAAGCAGUUCGAUUCCAGCUCCGUCUUGCCUGCGAUGUCGGGAGACAGUCGGCUGCCUAGGCUGACGGGGAACACACCAGUGCGGUCCAAGUCCAUGCGGGUACCGACGAAGGCAGAGGCGAAGGAGGUCCCGCGUCCAGCAUCGGAAUUGGGCUAUGCUUCAACUACAGGGCGUAGUUCACCUCUUCCUCUCCUUGGGAUCAACUCACGGUUGGACAGCCUCAAGGACCGGCAGUUGAGCGACGUCUUCAAGACGCAGGUGGUGCAGGCAUUUAGUUCGCCUAAGGACCGGGACAGUGCGAGCCUCGGAAUGAGGGAGCCGCCCCCUACCCGCACGCCGUCUCGUUUACCGUCCAUUCUUAUCCGAAGGCGAGCUACACGCUCUCCUUCUCCGAAACGGCUGUCCAACGACCUCGACCAGCCUAUCCCGAAGGUCGUCCGGACAAAGGCCUUCGGCAUCCCUGACGACGAGGAUUCGCCGAAGGCCCUCAUUCAUGAUCAUACGGGAUCUCACGAGGGGUCGCCGAUGACGUCGCACACUGAAACGGACGCGUCCGCUGCGGGUGUUGCCAGCACAAGAGUACUGCACCAUCCAACGUACCAGAUGCUGAGUAGGCAGACCAUGCCCGCCACGGCUCGAAACUUGUCUGCUUCAGCCUCAAGCUCCGAGUCUCACCUUCACACGCCUCCGUCUGAGGUCGUCGCACAAGCCCUCAGCACCCACUCCGACAUGCUCAUCCAGCAGUCGACUCUUCUGGCGGAAGUAUCCCAACGCUUUGGGCAGCUAGCCAGAGAAGCUUUGCAGUGGGAGGGAUGGCUGAGGCAGAAUCUUCCCAAGCCGCACAUGGAAGACAAGGGGGUCCAGGCCAGCCCAGGAAGAACGAGAACCGUAAGCUUCCAGAGCAGUCGGAAGCUUGACUCCAACCGCGACACCCUUCACAGCGCUACCAGCUGGGACAACCUCUACAAGGCUGAGCAAGCCUGGGACAGAGCAAUGAAAGAGCUAAACGAUGUUCGCGGCCUGCUCAACGAACUGCGCCGCCCUUCCCAGGUUCUCUCCGACGAAGCAAGCUGUGGAAGCUGCUCUCAGGACCCAAUUCUCACUCGCCAGGACUCGAAAUCGUACUCUCAGAGCUCCCAUCUCAGCCCGCCUCCAUCCGAACUGCACGGCGGCUUCUAUCGGCCCGAGUCACAACACACUUUCCGCCUCUCCAAGACCCAUUUGACAGCUAGCCCUGAGCAGCAGGCCGCGUCUCUCCUUUUCAACCCUGCGGAAUCGAUCGACCACACCGACAUCAAGAGCAGCGAGGAGUCGUUGUCGAGUGAGUGGGUUUGUGCCGAUGUCUCGGCGCAAGUGCAGACGGAGAAGUUGCACCCCAACCCGAACCUCAGCCCGGCGACGGCGGAGUCUUGCCGCAGCGAGUUCCAACGACGUAUUGCCUCCGCCGCACCUUCCGAAGAGAACCACAUUCACAAGACCACUUUGACACCUGUUCUAGAAGUCGACUCGCUGCGCUUCACCGUCAGCCGUAGCUCAAUGCGUGGCGCCCUCGAGCCCCAGUCACACUCCCAGCCCGACCUCACUUCGCUUUCUCCCGGUGGGUCCAGGAACGGUUCCACACACUCUCACCGGCACUCAAUUGUCCACCGGUCCAUGCCUUCCGUGCCGUCGUUCCAGACCAUGCGACUUGACCACGACUCUGACCGCACCGUGGUGUGGCAGCAGCCCGGGCACUACCCCGACCACCAUCCCGAGCAUCGCCGCAGCCUGGUGAUCGGUACGAAAUCCGAGGACCCCACCAUUCCCGAACGUGCACGCAGCCCUCCGGCCGAAGGCGCAGCACUCUUGAGGACGUUCAGCCGAAGGGGACGCAGGUGGUGGAGAAACAUCGUUGAGUGA